Clarias gariepinus (North African catfish) is the source of this 4440-nucleotide messenger RNA. RefSeq names its product CD109 molecule (gene cd109). Gene Ontology annotation, molecular function: endopeptidase inhibitor activity. The record is from RefSeq and is a predicted model, not a curated record. The coding region runs from base 1 to 4374 and encodes 1457 amino acids. NCBI's taxonomy places the organism in Eukaryota, Metazoa, Chordata, Actinopteri, Siluriformes, Clariidae. The transcript has 33 exons. Gene Ontology annotation, cellular component: extracellular region.
AUGGAGCAGUUUCGCAUUUUCAUGAUGAUUGGAAUUUUCACAGUUCCUUGUGGAGCACAAAACAGACCAAGUCCUGCCCUACUCCAGAGCCCUUCCUAUCUGAUCUCAGUGCCCAGAGUGGUACGUUUUGGUGUUCCAACGACACUAUCCAUAACCAUACUUACCAAAUCAUCAGUUUUAGUUUCUUCUGAGAUAUUCCAAGGGAACCAAAGCCUGGGCCAGGCUCAGAGCACUAUUAAAGGAGGAUCAACUAAACUGCAAGUGCUGCCUCAUAUCCCUGAAAAUUCCAGCUCCUGGUCCCCCUUUAAGCUGAUUGUAAAAGGUUAUAUUGGAGAGACUUUGGUCUUCUCUAAUUCGACCCUGCUGCAGUACUCCCCUAAAAAUGUGUCAAUCCUGCUCCAGACUGACAAAGCCAAAUACAAACCAGGGCAAGCCGUGAAAAUCCGUGCUCUUAUUCUUACCCCUGAUGGCAAGCCGUGCAACAAACAAAUAGACAUUGUGAUAAUGGAUUCCCGGCAAAAUCUGAUCCAUCAGUGGCUGGCUGUUGAGACUUUACUUGGAAAGACAGAUAAAGAAUAUCAGCUCUCUCAGAACCCUCCUCUUGGGAUGUGGAGCAUCGUAGCUACUGUGAAUGAAGUCACUCAGGAAAAAAUGUUCACUGUCAGUCCUUACGUCUUGCCUAAAUUUAAGGUUCUGCUUAAUGCUCCUGAUGUACUGUACUAUGAAGAGAACCUGACAUACACUGUUACUGCACAAUAUAUUAAUGGAAAUCCAGUUGCUGGGAAAAUGAGCAUAGUAUAUGUUCAUGGGCACCGUGGUAUGACAAAAUCUUAUGAAGAAUUGAAAAUGAUUGAUGGAACAGCUGAAUUAAACUUUGAGGUUUCUUCACUGUAUCAGAAACCACCUGAUUACAUGUCCCUAGUUUAUGAAGAAUUCGUCCCCAAUGAUUAUAUCAACAUUACUGUACAGGUCACAGAGUUGCUGACUGGUGUCACAUACAACUGCUCUGUUUGGGUUUUCGUUACGAUGUAUAGAUAUAAUCUGGAGUUUCAGCAGCAUCCGUUCACCGUCAAGCCGUCUUUGGACUUUUCUGCCCAGCUAAUAUUGUCCACAUACAGCAGCCGUCCUUUGACAGUGGAAGACCAGAGUCGGAAUGUGACUAUCACUGUGAAACAGCAGCAACUCAGUCCAUGGAUGUUUGGAUUGGACAAUCCGGAUAAUUUUGAACUCCAGAACUCUUCUCAUUUAAAGUUUGAUUCCACAGGUUACCCUUAUCCUGAUGAAAAUAUUUCAGUGACGAUCUUACAACUUUCUGUCCCUGCUGAUGGAGUUAUCCCCUUCCAGAUCAAGCUCUCUGAAAAUAUUGCUAUUCUAACAAUAGAGGCUCAAUAUGAAGGCACUUACAAGAGUCUACAGCUAUACACAAGAUACUCAUCUCCUUCCAGAUCUUACAUACAACUGAGAAGCAAAAGUUCUCCACAGAUUGGGCAAUCGCUCUACAUGACUUUGGAAAGUAGUUUCCCCUUAACUGAAUUUCACUACAUGGUGACAUCACGUGGCCAGGUGGUGGCAGCUGGGACCAUGACUUCCUCAAACUUCUCUCUGUCUCCUGAUCUAUCUUGGGCUCCCCUCGCAAACGUGUUGGUGUACUGCGUCCUUCCUGAUGGAGAGAUCAUCAAUGAUGUGUUGGAUGUUUCUUUCACAAAAAUCCUGCAGAACAAUGUGUCUGUAAACUGGUCAAAAGAACAAGCAGAGCCAGAGGAGAGUGUGUCGCUGUCCAUCUCUGUAGCUGAGCCCAGAUCACUGGUGGGAAUCCUCAUAGUAGAGAAAGCAAGCCAGGACUCAAAACAAAGCAACGGUUUCACAGAAAAAAAGGUUUUAGAAGAGCUGGCUUCUUACACUACAGACGUGAUGCCGCCGGACAGAAUGGAAUUCAGCAGCCCGUACCCUGUGUUCAUGACCAGUGGAAUGACAUUCCUCACUGAUGCAAACCUAAACGUAGAAAACACCUACACCAAGCCGGAAUUCCCAUUAGAGGGAUUCACAAUGCUUCCAUCAAUUGAUAAACCAGACCAGGAAGCUUGUCAGCAAAGGACCUUUCUGGAGACAUGGCUGUGGCUUGACAUUACCAUGGGUGAAUCUACAAACACAGCUUUGACACUCACUGUACCUGACAGCAUGACCUCAUGGGUGGCCACAGCCAUCGUGAUAUCAGAGAAUCUGGGUUUGGGGCUCAGCGCUCCUGCAGAGCUGCGAGUUUCUAAAGACUUCUUUGUGUCUUUGAAUCUGCCGGCGUAUCUGAUCCGAGGCGAGCUGUUGCUACUGGAAGUCAGUCUUUUCAACUACAUGGAUAUGGACCUAGAGGUGCUUGUGACAGUGGAUGAGAGCAGUAUGUUUGAGUUUGUGACCUCAGCUGGUAAUCAAUCUUUGUUAGCAAACAUGCGUCAUGUGUCCUUAUGGAGGCAAAAAAGCAGCACUGUGAUGUUUGCUAUAAGAGCCACCCAGCUCGGUCAGAUGCCCAUCUCUGUCAAGGCCAAAAGCAUCCAUGCCUCGGAUUCUGUCUCUCAGACAAUCUUGGUUAAGCCAGAGGGGAGCAGGCAGUCGUUCACGCAGACACUUUUUCUGGAGUUUGCCCCAAAGAAGACGUCUCUGUCCAGAGAGGUUGAGUUUCUUUUCCCUUCAGCAGCUGUGCCAGGCAGUCUGAGUGCCCAGGUCACUGCAGUUGGUGACAUUUUGGGGCCAUCCAUCAGUGGUCUGGACUCUCUGAUUCAGAUGCCAUAUGGCUGUGGUGAGCAGAACAUGAUCCACUUUGCACCAAAUGUUUACGUGCUGCAGUAUCUGAGGAAGCUGAGCCACACAGAUGAGGAAACACGUGCUAAAGCUCUCAGCUACCUAAAACAAGGCUAUGAGCGUGAGUUGUCAUAUCAGAGGCUGGACGGCUCCUUCAGCGCUUUUGGAGAUAAUGAUCCCUCUGGCAGUACAUGGUUAUCAGCAUUUGUGCUGAGGUGUUUCCUCCAGGCUCAACCAUUUAUCCUCAUUGACACGGCGAUCCUCCUCAGGACGAGAAACUGGCUGUGGGCCCAACAGAAGGCUGAUGGUUCCUUCGCAGAGCCAGGACGAGUAAUACACACUGAGCUGCAGGGAGGAUUGGAUGGUGAAACGUCUCUCACUGCUUAUGUUCUUGUGGCUCUUCUUGAGGACGUUGAGUACAGGAGUACAUAUGACAGUCAGAUAUCUUCUGCCAUGAACUAUCUGACCUCCAGACUAAGCCAAGGCAUCUUCAGCAACUACAGCUUGUGUCUGGUGACUUAUGCAUUGUCUCUGGCCAAAAGUCCAUCAGCUGUCAUCGCUCUUGAUGAACUGAUGAACAGAGCCCAGAUGUAUGAUGGCAUACCCAUGUGGAGCACUGGUGUGACCGGCAUGUGGCAGCCACGCUCAGCUGACAUCGAGAUGGCAUCCUACACUCUGCUUUCCCUGUACAUGUUGGGUAACGUGGAACAAGCCCUCAGCCUUAUGAAGUGGCUUAGUCGACAGAGGAACCACCUAGGAGGAUACGGCUCCACACAGGACACAGUGAUUGCACUGCAGGCUCUAUCAGCCUUUGCCUCGCUGGGCAGCACAGAGCAGAUCAACCUCAACAUCACAGUGAAUAUGCAGAUGACUACAGUGGCUACGUUCAUCAUAGACCGAACUAACUACCUGCUCCACCAAUACCAAGAGAUUGAACCUGAAAAGCAUCUCCAGCUCCAAGUGUCCGCUGUGGGAAAAGGAUUUGCGCUGUUCCAGCUUACAGCAUUCUACAAUGUACAGACUCAAGAGCUUUCACGUGGACGUUCCCACACUUGUGAAGCCUUUGAGUUAUACAUACAUGUUAUGGACUAUGGCAUGUACAAUGUCAACCUUGGUAUAUGUUUCCGGCUGUGUGAGAACCAGGUGCUAAAUCAGACAGGAAUGGCCAUUUUGGAUGUCGGUCUACUCACUGGCUUCAGUUUGGCUCAAAGUAGCAUCCCAAUAAACGAGCUAGUUAGAAAAGUGGAGACGUAUCCAGGAAAAGUCAUCCUUUACUUGGACUCGGUAACCAAAGCUGAAACCUGUGUUGAGGUUCCAACUACAAUGGAGUUUAAAGUGACCGGUAUUCAGGAAGCAGUGGUCACGAUUUAUGAUUAUUAUGAACCAACGAGAAGGACAGUUGGGACAUACACAUCCAAGAUCAGAGAAGACAUGCCAUUUUGUGUUUUCUGUGGGAAGGAUUGCUCUCAAUGUGAAGAUUUUGGGAACACUGUAUUUGAUGGUAUAAUUUCCUCACACCAUCACCAGGGUUUGGUUCUGAGCCUGGCUUUGCUGCUUCUUAUCACCUUCUCACUCUUUUUCUAGAUAAGAGUUGUAUUUUGUUUAUGUCAAGAAGCAUUAUAACAUAACAACAUGCGUUAUUAAAACCGU